AUGCAAGAGGAAGGUGCAGCAAGUCAGCAACUUAAUUUACAACUGUUUAAAGUUGGUUGUUUGGCCAUACUAGAUGACAUGAACAAAUUGUUUGAGAUUCCUGCUUCAAAUAUUCAAGGAAGGAAUGGAACUGUUCAUUUAAUUGCGAGAUGGAAUGGAAUGGACCAUUUUGUUUUUGUAUGCAAUUACAAGAGGCAUCAUCAAACCUUUUUGGUUAUUGUGCACUGCCUAGAAGACACGGAGAAAAGUCGACGUUAUUGCUUCAUUGAAUACGUACUCCUCAACUUGCUAAGGAGAGGACUAUUGCAUGCAAAUUUAGUUUAUUGUUAUGUGAGUCAAAUCCCCACUGGCAUCUCUCUUUCUUCAAACAUGAACAUGAUGCUUAAAAUCGAAAGCUCACUUCCCAUGGUUAUAUUUGAGGUGUCCCAAUGAACCAUAGGUGAAAGCGUUUUCAAGAAUUUUGGGAAUUCUUUCAUAAAAUUUUGAGGUUUGAUUACUGUACUUUACAUGUAUACGAAAGUUUGUGUUCAAGCUCUUAUUAUUAUUAUUUUUUUAAAUUUCCCUUUCAGUGUUCAAGCUUUUUUAUUUUAUUUUUGUUUUUUACGGUCA
Molecule: messenger RNA, 609 nt
Organism: Lactuca saligna
Lineage: Eukaryota; Viridiplantae; Streptophyta; Magnoliopsida; Asterales; Asteraceae
Source: the annotation of a GenBank genome assembly